Trypanosoma rangeli is the source of this 792-nucleotide messenger RNA. Its product is annotated as putative vacuolar ATP synthase subunit d. Gene Ontology annotation, molecular function: proton-transporting ATPase activity, rotational mechanism. NCBI's taxonomy places the organism in Eukaryota, Euglenozoa, Kinetoplastea, Trypanosomatida, Trypanosomatidae. The record is from RefSeq and is a predicted model, not a curated record. Gene Ontology annotation, cellular component: vacuolar membrane; proton-transporting V-type ATPase complex. The transcript has a single exon. Bases 1 to 792 code for a protein of 263 amino acids.
AUGUCGACCAACCGCUAUCCGGCCUUGCCGAGCCGCAUGUCGCUGAUCUCCUUCAAGACGCGGCUGCGCGGGGCGCAGAAGGGACACUCGCUUCUGAAGAAGAAGGCUGAUGCCCUCGCCAUUCGCUACCGCACGAUCAUGGGUGAGCUGCGUAACGCAAAGCUGGAGAUGGUGGAGCAAAUCAAGGGAUCGUACUUUACCGUCUCGAAGGCACAGUUUAUAGCCGGUGACAUUGGACUUGCUGUGCAGGAGUCUCUAAAGCUGCCGACGUACACGAUGCGGCUCCGGGUGGACAACAUCGCCGGUGUGCGGGUGCCGAGCUUUAGCGAGAGUGAGGGCAAUGGGGGCGAAUUCGGCGCGGGGGAUGACACGCGGCUACGGAUGGGGGCGGCAGGUAUCGGGCGCGGUGGGGAGCAGCUCAAGGAGGCGUCCGAGCGGUUUCACGACACCCUGCGACUUCUUGUAAAUAUUGCGUCGCUGCAGGUUAGCUGGGUGACGCUCGACAUUGCGCAGAAGGUGACGAACCGCCGCGUCAACGCGCUGGAGAAGGUGGUGAUCCCUCGCGUGCAGAACACGCUGAGCUACAUCAUCUCGGAGCUAGACGAGCAGGAGCGGGAUGAGUUCUUUCGGCUCAAGAUGGUGCAAAAGAAGAAGCGGCAGUUGCAGUCAAGGAAGUUGCGGGAGGCGCUCGCACAGGCGGAGCUGAAAGGCCCCGCUGCCGUCCCAAACGCACUCACCAUGAUGAAAGGCAGCGACGACGCCGGGGAGGAUGAGGCAGACAUGGUCGUGUAG